Molecule: messenger RNA, 996 nt
Organism: Linum tenue
Lineage: Eukaryota; Viridiplantae; Streptophyta; Magnoliopsida; Malpighiales; Linaceae
Source: the annotation of a GenBank genome assembly
AUGGCGUCUCACAGCCACAAUCCGUUCGACCUCGAGAUCACCAUAGUCUCAGCGAAGCACCUGAAGAACGUCAACUGGAGAAACGGAGAUCUGAAACCCUACGCGACCAUCUACCUGGACAACUCCGAUCACAGGCUCGCCACUCACGCCGACGACUCCGGCUCCACUCGUCCCGUAUGGAACGAGCGAUUCACGCUCCCGGUGACCCGAAUGAUCGCCGAUUCGGUCCUCACCCUGGAGAUCUUGCACUCCAGGCCAUCGGAAACCCCCAAGCCUCUCGUGGGCGCCGUGAAGAUCCCUCUCUCGCAGAUUCUCGACUCCGACGAGUCUCCGGCCGCAAUCCGAUCUUUCGAGCUACUCCGUCCCUCCGGCCGUCCCCACGGUAAGGUUCGCCUGAAGCUGGCCUUGAGAGAACGCCCCAUGCCCCCACCUCCGCCCAUGCCUGCUCCCCCUCCGCCGCAGCAGGUAUCUCACCAAAUUCCAGAUUACCAUAGUGCCCCUAACUAUUCCCAUUAUUACGCCGCCGCCCCUCCGCCGCCUCCAGCCCCUAUGACAAGUCGGGAUUACAGGGAGUUCUCUCCAGCUCCGUACAAUUAUCCAGACCAGUAUGGCUACUACUCGGCCUAUUACCCUCCGCAGCCGCCUCUGCCAUCUCGACCUUUGUACAAUCGGGCUUCCAGCUACAACCUGCAGAGCGGGCCUUCUGCUCCGGUUGACAUAUCGGCACCACCACCGCCACUGCAGCCUUAUGAUCACAAGGUGAUGCCUCAGCCAUCAGUGUCAUUGUCGAAGACAUCUGUGUAUGGAGGACCCAGCGGACCUUCAGCUCCUAUGGACUAUUCAUCCCAAUAUGGGGGUGUGAAAGGAGGCGCUACAGAGCUCAGCAGCAGUAUGGGUGGGCUGAAUCUUGAAGAAUCCGGGAGCAACUACGAGAGGGAGAAAGCUCCGGACAGGGAGAGUUUCGCUGGUUAUCGGGACUACCGUCACGAGUAUUGA